CCAAGAUAAUAGCUACUCAAUGGCGGCGGCAUUAUUUCCAAGCAAUAUUGUUUUCAUUUUCAAUUUACCAUUCAAUUUUCUUCAGUUUCAUUGUGCGGACGUUUAUUAUUAAACAUUUUUUUUUCGAAAAAGAAGCGAAAAAAACAUAUAAUUAGAAACUUGAAAUAGAUCAGACAAUUGAGAGUAGUUUUGUGACGCGAAAAUCUAUGUUUACGUGUAGAGUUAUUUCAUAGAUAUGAAUAGAGCCAAGAAAAUUUACAAUUUUUGAAUGUUUUGUAAUUGGCUUUAUUAAAUAGUAGAAAAAUGAGUGCAGUUACUGAAAUUCAGGUGAAGAGUGACUUAUUUAAAGAUGUAAAAUAUUAUGUGACCGGAUCUAUUGAGCCAGAGAUUGAAAAACUUUUGGAAAAUGGAGGUGCAUCAUCGACAAAGAUUAUGUUUACCAACAUAACACAUUUACUUUGUGGUAACGAUUUCGAUGAGAAAGAUAUUGGCGAAGCAACCGAUAUUUAUGACAUUCCCAGUGUGACCGAUGAAUGGGUGAAAGCGUGUGCUCGGCUUGGUCGAUUGGUGUGUCCAAAAAUUUACCAUCCACUUCCAAGUGGUUUGUUUACAUCGAUUGUUGCAGCUAUUACCGAAUUACAGCCAAAUGAUCGGAAGAUAAUUUAUGCACUGAUUACAUUUCAUGGUGGAUGCGUUGAACGGAAUUUCACAUCGAAAACAACACACUUAAUUUGUGGAUCGGCUACGGGAAACAUUUAUACCAAAGCAAUUGAAUUAAAAUCGGACAAAUUUAAAUUAGUCACUCCAGACUGGUUUUACGAAUGUCUCAAAGCACAAGAAUUGCUCGAUUCAAAGCCUUAUCACCCUCGUCUAUUAAAUCCAUCUAACACCAAUUCCAUUCGCGAUAAUCGCAGUUUGUCAGACAUUAUUGGAACAAAUACGGAGACCAAGACUGCAACUAGAAAAACUGAGAUCGUUAAAUCUGCUAGUGAAACAGUUACAAAACAAAUUUCUCAACAAAUGACAAAGAAUAUUGUAAAUACGUCGAUAAACGUAGUCAAUUCAAUACCUACGGCCAAAACAUCAAUAUCUCCAACGGCAGUCGAGGACGCCAAACCUAAACCAUCCGAGUCUGUUCAGUCGAAGUUAAUCGGCAAUACGCAUCCUUUACAACGGAAUACAAGCGUGAAUCAAACGUUAUCCAAUCAAAUGGAACAACACGUUAAGGAUCAUACGAAAGAACAAUCACAACAAAUUCUACCACAAGUUAGCAAAACACUCACAAUGACGACACAAGUUCAUUCACAGUUACUUCAGAAACAACUUGAACAACCGCUUAAAAUGGACAAUGCGAAUAUUGUUAUGCAAAAUCAACCACAAAUUCAACAAAUACAAGCGGCACAACCUCAAAAACUCCUUCAAAAUCAACAGCAGCAACCAAUUAUGCAGCAAAUGUUGGGCCAAGUAAAAAUCGACCAGUCUAAUCAGAUGAUGGGACAGAAGCAAGCUAUGAACUCGAUGACCAUUCAAGGACAACAAAAUAUGCAGGGACAUGUGCAGAAUCUUAUUUCACAUCCACAAAAUCAAAUUCAAAUUCAACCAAUCCAACAACAACAAUCGCAACAGCAGCAACAACAUCCACAACCACAGCCACAUCAGCAGUCCAAUCAAAUGCAACAGAUCGUGGAUCAAAGUGGUCAAAUGCAGUUCAUAAAUUCAGCACCACCUGGAACACCAACGAACUUUAAUUCAGUUCAACAAAAUCAGCAACAAAUGAAGAUCAUUCAACAACAGCAACAAAUACAGCAACCAACACAGCAGUUCAUUGUGCAAUCGCCAGGUCCAAAUAAAUCAACCAUUUUAAAUCAAAAUGUUGUAUUUAUAAAUCAAUCGGGACAACAGCAAAUAAUUGCAUCAAAUCAGCAACAGGGAAAUAAUGUCGCGUUGAUUCAACAACAACAGCAGCAGAGAAAUAUAAAUACAUCACAGCAACCAAUGCAAAUUCAAGGCCAACAAAUUGUCAUUCAUUCAUCUGUUCAACAGACGUCACAAAACCAGCUACUACAAUCGCCGCAACAACAAACGCAGUUUAUUGUACAAACCUCUCCGAGUCAGGGAACGCCAAUGUUGAAUCAAUCUCCAAGUCAACGUAUGCCAAAAGUACCUGGCAGCACACCAGGCAAUUGGUUUUUGCAACAGCAGCAGCAACAGCAACAACAACCACAACAGCAAUCACAAGUACAACAACAACAACAAGGAAUGGUGCAAAGUUCAGAUGUAACACAGACGGUAUCACUACAGCAAAAAUUGAUUCAACAGACACCGGGACCGAAUCAACAGAUUGCAUUCGCAAAUAUGCAAAAUACUGAGCAACCAGAAGGCGUGAUGACUCAGCAGCACAAUCAGACAAUUAUGAUCACUGGUAGUCAGGCACAGCCGCAGCAAACAUCUCAAACUCCGCCUCUUCAACAAGGAAUGAUACAAAACCAAACACAAAUGCAAAAGAUGCAUGUUCAAAACCAGCAAAUCGUCGUCACACCAAAUCAGUCGCCUCAACAUGUAAAUAUGCAAAUGCAAACGUUAUCGCCACAACAGCCAAAGCCAUCACAACAAACUGCUUUACCAGGACAAACGCAAUUCAUUCGAGCAGCUCGACCACAAUGGACUGGGAAUCAACAAGGUCCACAGCGUCAACUAAUUCACUUGGAUGCUCAGACACAUGCUCACCUACAAACUCUCGAUCCAAUUCAAAGAGCAGAAUAUUUAUCCAAAUUACAAAAGCGAAAUCUUCUAUUUCGUCAACAGCAACAAGGAUUCAUACAACAAGGCAAUGCGGUUGGUGGUCAACAACGUCCGCCAAAUCGCCCACAAAUUCCCGGAGCACCGAUACAAUGGAUGCAACAGCAGCAACAACUACAACAACGGCCAAUGUUAGUACGAAGUGCAGCGCCUGGCUUAAGCCCAAUUUCGCAACAAACCAUCGUAAGUCCGGGUGGUCCUGUUCCGCAACAACAGUUUCAAGAUCCAAAUACUCCACCGCAGUUUCGGCGAAUACAAAUACAGCAAGGCGCUGGACAAAAGCCGAUGGCACAAGGAAAUAUAAUUCAGGUUCAAAAACAAUUCACCGAUAAUUCUGACCAACAACAGCCAACCCAAGGAGUGGCACCACAACAGGCUAUUGGUGACGGAACAACAACAACACAGGUUCAAAUGAACAAAACCAAGACAGCUUUGGCACAUAUGCUAAACAGUCGGUUAAGUAAUAGUGGAAACAACGGUACAAAUAUGCCCAUGCAAGCAGCUGAUGUUCAACCAAUUGUUGAGCCAUCAGCAGCAGGAACACUGCGUAUGAUGACGGCACAGCAUAAUUCACCUGCUCAGCAAGUUCAGCAACAACAACAACAACAACAACAACAACAACAACAACAACAACAACCACCAACACCACAGCAAUUCCAGGUGGAUCCAAAUACAACACCGCAAUUUCAGCGAAUUCAAAUUCAACAAGCACCUGGACAAAAGCCAAUGCCUCAACCCAACAUGGUUGUUACAGCUCAAAAACCAUUUUCGGAAAAUGUCGAUCAGCAACAGCCUACAGUGCCAAUUAUACAACAAUCAUCACCAGUGGAUGGAACAUCUCUGCAAAUUCAACUGAACAAAGCAAAAUCAGCUCUACUACAAUCACCAUCUGGAUUGAAAUCUCCACCAUUUAGUCCCAGUCGCCCAUUGCCACGACCACAAUUCUACGGACAUAAUCCAAACUUGAAACUUCCACCAAAAUUGUUUUUACUCGGCUGUAUUUUCUACAUUGUAGAAUACGAUGAAUCAAAUCCAACUGAUGUAUUUAAUUGGAAAAAAUUGAUUCAACAACAUGGCGGUGAAGUUGAAACCGUUUACUGUCCACGAGUUACUCAUGUUUUAUGUCGUACACAACGUCAUGGUGUCGUAAUGCAAGCCAUUCGAGAUUCAAAGCGUUGUGUAACUGCAUAUUGGUUGAAUGAUACGAUUACACGAAAACAGGUACAACCACCAUUGGAAGCACUUCAUUUGCCAAUGCCCAGCACAUUUGGCACACAACGACCAGCCGCAAAACAUAUAAUUUCCGUAACUGGAUUUGAAGGUGAAGAACGUUCCAGAGUCAAACAAAUGGUUGAAGAGUCUGGAGCAAUGCUAACGCCGUAUUUUACACGACACAACUCGGUGUUGAUUUGUAAGAAACUUGAGGGAAACAAAUUUAAACGGGCAAAAGAAUGGAAUACACCGGUUGUAAAUUGUGUUUGGUUAAGCGACAUAUUACAAGGAAAUCUAAGCAAUAUGUCACAGUACGAACAGCAAAAAUAUCAACAAUAUAAUCUCAGUGAACCACUUCGAAUCGAUUACACUUUGGUUGCCCAUUUGAUGAAUGCAUGGAAAUCUCCAAUCAACCUAACACAAGACUCCUACGAACGAGUUAAACGACUCAUGGACGAGCCGAUAUCAAAUGAACCAAAAGCAAAGAGAAUUCGAAAAUAUGAACCAUUGGAAGUACUACCCGAUGAAAUUGUGUGCAAUGAAAAACCUGAACAAGUGCCUAGAAUACUAUUUUCACAAGUUGACAAUUUAGAGGGGUUGAAAAAAGCAGUAACAUCACUUGGUGGUGAAGUAGUAACGGAUCCGGAAACCGCAACACAUCUUGUUUUAACACAUUUGGCGCGAACAUAUAAACUGUUAUUCGCCCUUUGUUCCGUUGACCACAUUGUAAGCAGCAAAUGGAUUGUGGACAGCGCAAAAGCAGGAAAAUUCCUUCGUCCUGACGAAUACACAUUGAACGAUGACAAAUUUCAAAAAUUCUUUGAUUGCGAUAUUCAGAAGGUGAUUAAAUCGCCCACACGAAAAACUUUGUUUUCUGGUAAAACAUUUUUUGUGACACCGCGCGUUCGGCCUACGCAACCAAACAUUGUUAAAUUGAUUGAAUUUUGUGGGGGAAAAGUGGAAGCGAAGCGUCGAUCUGCGGCACAGAUAUCCCAAGCAAAUAGCCACCAACCAGACAGUUAUUGCAUAUUAACAUGCACUGAAGACCUUCAUUUGGUUCAUGAUCUGUUGAAAGUUGGCAAAUCAAAUCGUUUUAUUUGCUCUACAGAACUCGCACUUACAGCAAUAAUGCACCAAAAAAUCGACUAUGAUCCUCAUAUUAUCACAUACGAUCGACCAAAUCGAUUUUGAUACACUUUUGAAAAAAAUAUAUAUAUAUAAUCUAUGAGUCUAUAGUGACAUCACACUCUUCGUUUUAUCUGUUCAAUUUUUCCGUUAACUCUUUUUAUAUAGGCAAAUACAUUUAUUUGAAUAUCUUUUGAAAAAAGAAUCAUCAAAGAAUAUUUAAAAAGAAAUAAUCAAAGAUUUAAUUUACAAAACAUAUUUUUCGAAAUGAAAUACGAUGAAAAUGAAUAACAUAUUUAAGCAAAAAAAUAUUUUUAUAGGAUACUUACUUAUGUUCUCGCCGAUGAUGUAAAUACAAUCGUUUGUUGGUACUUCGCUAAAAGCGUUUGAUUCUUUGAUUUGAUAUCACACUCAAAAAUAAAUGAUUUAUUCAGUUUUGUAAAAUUUCAUAGUUACGAAUGUUAUUCGGUAUAGAAUUGGCAAAAUAAUUUUUUGUAUAACGAGUACAAUUAUUGGAAAAUAAAGCUCAAUUCUAUUGCAAUUUUA
Contarinia nasturtii (swede midge) is the source of this 5682-nucleotide messenger RNA. It is a transcript of the gene Ptip, whose product is annotated as PAX-interacting protein 1. The coding region runs from base 304 to 5202 and encodes 1632 amino acids. Gene Ontology annotation, cellular component: MLL3/4 complex. NCBI's taxonomy places the organism in Eukaryota, Metazoa, Arthropoda, Insecta, Diptera, Cecidomyiidae. The record is from RefSeq and is a predicted model, not a curated record. The transcript has 18 exons.